Fonsecaea pedrosoi CBS 271.37 is the source of this 1068-nucleotide messenger RNA. RefSeq lists its product as uncharacterized. The transcript is spliced from 2 exons. The record is from RefSeq and is a predicted model, not a curated record. NCBI's taxonomy places the organism in Eukaryota, Fungi, Ascomycota, Eurotiomycetes, Chaetothyriales, Herpotrichiellaceae. The coding region runs from base 1 to 1068 and encodes 355 amino acids.
AUGGCUUCGUUGACCUUGUCAAUUGGGCCCCUGAAGCCCGACGCCUCAACCUUACAGGCGUGGUGUUCUCUAGGGCGGUCGCACGACAAGCAAGAGGUAGGAUAUGUGGCUCUGCUGCCCACGGGUGCCCUUUUGAUAGGAAGACAGGAGAGCAGCAGCGAGGCGCAGGUGGUCCAACCGAUCCAACUUGGCCUGUCCAGCCUCUCACGAAAGUUCUCCAUGUCUGCGUAUCUUUCGCCACGGCCGGUCGAGACCCGAGACGGCUCUUCGAUUGUGACCUUCAAUCAGAAGCCCCUGGAUGCGACAUACCUCGUGCUGCUCGCCCUCAAUGAGGAAUGUCGCCGCAUACGGCGAGGCUGUUUCUACCACCUGGCCCUGCGGCAGGAUGUCUCCAAGGGCCAUCCGUGUGACAUGGUCUUCAUCGACGAGCCCUGGGGCGAAAAGAGCGUGAAGGCAUGGGACACUUCGAGAUGGGACAAGCGGCUGAAGAUAUGUGCUGCGGCGUCGGGAUGUGCCCAUAUCCACACCAGCAACUCUGACCCAGCUAUCGCCAAUCACCCAGCGAUCCGGACCUGGAGUCGCCCAUUGAUGGACACAUCGCGCAUUCUCAUCCCCAACGCGCACCAGCACUCGACAGCCACGGUUGCCCACCUCAACGCCGUGGAACAUGCCUCGCAAUGUACCACCUUCCCGACGCCCAACGACCUCUCCCUGACCGCCCUCCCGAACUGGCAACAAACCACAACGGCCGUGUUCGGUCGACGGCCCAACUGCGACGCACCGACAUCGAAUGCCCAGCCGGUGUUGGCAGUCAAAGUGACCAACGCCGAGGUGGUGCUCGCGAUGCUGUACAUCUGGAACCGUGGCCGCGUGGCCGUCCACCACAGUAUUCAUCCCAAUGCCAAGAACAACAACGACGACGACGACGACCUCAAGCUCGACGUUAUGGACCACUGGGAAACGGAAUUUGGCUCCACUAAGGUCCUGUGGCAGGAGGUCGAGGACCGGAUCGACAACCACUCACUGGACACGCAAAAGGCCAUGUUGGAAUUCUGGCCCAAGGGUUGA